UUGUCUCACAGAAAACCCGCUCCUAACAGAAAAAGCUGGGGAGAGAGGAGUGGCUUAAAAUGGCUAAAACUUUCUGUCUCCAAGUCCACUGGAGGAGAAGUUACUGAAGAUCUGCCACCUAAGCUGCAGAUAAAAAUAUUUGGAAUUGUCCAAGUUAUUAUAAAAUUCAAAGACAGAAGAAGAAGGGACUAAGGAAGGGAAGGGGACAUGGGAGGAUGCAGGGAAAGAGAGGAGGAGAAGAUGGAAGGAGUUAGUUGGGGGAGAAUGUCUUCACCUUGUUCCCGAGUGUGGGGCGCUGAGGUGCGCUCCUCCAAGUGGCUUCACUGAAAAGAUACCCCCUGGAGGGAAGGACAUUCAGUUCCUUCUGCCAAGUGCAGAGGCCACUCUCUGGUCUCUUGCCUUCCCGGAGCUUCGGUGCCAUGGAGACUGUCAUGUGACCCAGCAAACACAGUUGUCCAGGGCUGCACCGGACGGGCGUCCACUCUCUGUCCUGUCCGAGAUGCUUGCAGGCCCCCGGCUGGCCCUUUCCCAUGGCAGGGGGUACCUGCAGGGCACGUGGGAGAAAGCCUACCAGGACCACAGGAGAAAGGUGCGGGAGGCCCGGCCGGUGGUGGACAGCCGCGCCCCACCAACCCUCAGUCACCUCCGCCUGAAACUUGGCAAACUCAAGCUGGAGGAGGGCCGGCUGUCCGUCAUCGACAGGGACAACCGUCUGCUGCUGGAGAAGCUGUCCUGCAUCGUGAGGACCGGGGGGCGGACCCGCAGCGGAGUCAGCUGUGCACACAGGAGGGAGAAAAGAGAGCAGGAACUUUGCAGCCUGAGAGAGAAAAACCCGUUCCGGAGAGGGUCACAAACUCAGCUCAGGACCCGUUUGCAACACACCCUGUGGAAGGUAGACCCGCCGCCGGAGGAGGAAAGUGUUUGUUUCCAACAUGUAUUUUUGAUCCCAUGGGAACUGAAGCUGAAGUUCAGCAAGGCCACCUCCUGGACCCAAAAGAUGAAGUGGAGGGAGGACUCAGCACACAGAGGAGGAGGAGGAGACGCAUCAGAAGCAGUGGUGGACAAACGGCAAGGCCGGCACGGCCUCCUGGGGCAGCCCCCUGUCCUCAGGGACGCUGCCUCCCACCCUGGCCAGGCCUCCUCACCUUAUCACGCAGGGACAGCCACACGUGUGUGAGUCAGCAUCCCAACUGUGUGUGUUCACAGGAUGUCUGAGCAGAUGAUGCAGCAAAACUAUUUGCUGUGCUUCUAGGGCUGAUAGCUGAAAACAAAUUAUGCAGAGUAAUACUGGGAGCUAAAGGCUUUUGAAUUGGAUUUUUCUCUCUAGUUAGGAACACAUACUCUGUUACCAUAUUUUGUGUUGUUGUGGAUUUGUUUAUAAUUUUCAGAUGUAUUUGUAUAA
Messenger RNA from Bubalus bubalis (water buffalo), 1402 nucleotides. It is a transcript of the gene CFAP97D2, whose product is annotated as CFAP97 domain containing 2. The record is from RefSeq and is a predicted model, not a curated record. NCBI's taxonomy places the organism in Eukaryota, Metazoa, Chordata, Mammalia, Artiodactyla, Bovidae. The coding region runs from base 500 to 1177 and encodes 225 amino acids. The transcript has 5 exons.